UCACGCAAAGGAGCACGCAAAGGUGCACGUGCCCAACUUCCUUUCACACUAUCCAGGUUUUCUUACGAUAGUCCACAAACCACGGUUUCAUUCGGCCUAAAGCAAUUGUCGACUUCCUUGAAUAACCGUUACCGUCGGUCACCGAUUUCGAGAUCACGCGCAUACGGCACAACAUCAUGGGUUUCCAAGUAUCUGAUUAACUCGAACAAUAAAAAGAUGGCCCCUUACGUUUCCAUACUCUUACCUUUGCCCUUCCGGUGUCGGACAUACCACGCAGACCUUGCCACUUUGUCCACCAUGUCUUAGCUUUGAUGGCUUUUCUCGAAAUCAACCUCGAAAUGUCACCAGGAAUCGCGAAGCCCAUUUUCAGGUCUUUAUCACAUAGAUAUUGGUUUGCCACUCGUUCCCCGAUGUCAACAAGUCCGAGUCCAUUGCCGUCAGCUCUCACAGUCGCGAGCAAGCUGCCACAGGUAGCUGCCCGCAGCGAGCAAAUCUUAAAGGACCUCGUCAAGGAAAUUCAGGAUGUUCAUGCCGACUUGCUGUCCGCCGUCCAGGAAAUUGAUCUCCCGCCAUGGCUUUGGGCAAAACCAGGCGAUAGCGGCGGACACCACACCAAUGCUCCGCCAGACGUGAGGGAGAUGGCCGUCGACAAGCAUCUGGCGCAAACUGAUGCACGAAUUACAGUACCAGAUUGGCUUGCUGAUAACGGCGUAUUAUUGCAAGGGUUAGAGCUCACUGUGAGAAAAGAUGUCAGCAGUAAUGAAGCUGCUUGGAAGACUGCCGAUGGCGAGAUGUCGCUCCAACGUCGACAUUCGCUACUCCACACGCUCUUGCCGUCACCGGUCAGUCCAAGGCGAUUUCAUGAAUUACUGGCGAGAAAGGAACAGCGGCAAAAGCAAGAUCCUCUCUGUGAGGUUAUGCUUGAAAGUUCUUCUGCCGCACUGGAUGGGAAGGACAUUGAUUUCCUGCGCUCACGCCGCGGACCUAUCGACCUGACAUGCAUAUCCUCGUCUUUACAAGAGGUCUCAUCACCAACACGUGACAAGGAAGUUUUGAAUCUACUGGCUUUUAACGAGAACUUACAUGAAUCGGAGCCCGUGUCGCCUGCCGGGGUCUGUUUAGCACCUAACAAUACCAUACACCGUUCGAAGAUAGAGACAACAGAGCCAUGUAUCCGGCUACAGAAAUCACAGACUCAAUCGCCAACCCCACAGUUCCUCCCGCUCAGGAUGCGCAUCGUGUCACGUCAUGAGAGCAUGCAGAAAAGUCAAGUACCCGAAAGGAGACGCAGCAUGCCGUCCCUGCGCCCAAACAAAGCAGAGCGCCAGCGCCGUCGAGAGCCCCCGCAACUCGACGAAGACGCCAAACCCACAUCCACGCGCAAAGAGGAGCUACGCCAGCGUGUGCUAGUCUCGUUGAGCCAAGCACGGAACCAACACCGUAACCACCGACCACUUGAGCACCGCCCUUCGGAACCAAUAACAACGGCCACGAGCAUUGAACAAGCCGAACAAGUAGCUGUAUACUCAACUCCAACCUACAACUACAUUGGUGCAGCCACGUCCCCAGGUGCUGUCGCCGGGUUUGCAGUGCUGCAGCAACUAGGGUCUGCUGCCGACAGCAACGGUGAUGCUCUGUGGCGCAAACUCAGGAAGUGGUAUGCCAUGCAGCCCACAGAAGACAUGGUGGAGAGGCUCGCAAAUGUGGCCGACAGUCUAGAUGAAGAAGCGUCACUCUGGAGCGUGCCUAGCGGGGCACCGGCAAGCGAAGACCUGUAUCUAGGGAAGUACGAGGGUGGUACAGCGGAGUUAGUGGGGGGCCAAGAGGACGAGAGCGAAGGCGCAUUGAAGGCUAUGUCACCAGCGCAAGCACUGCGUCAUCUGAGCGUGGAGCGUGUGCGAGGGGUCCGGGGAGAGGCGCCGGAGGUUUUCAUGGCGCCGCGCCCGCUACGCUUGGGGGAGAAGGUGAAAGCACAGGUUUCCAUUAGACAAAGGGUCUCGAGGGGGCUUAGGAGCACGCAGAACUUGUUUGCGGGCGAGUAUUGGCGCGCAACUAAGUUGAGAGAGACGAGCUAGGGUAGGUGUGGUGGCCUGGCUGGGCUGAUAGAUUGGUUUGGCCGGUGUUCUUUCUUCUUUAGGUGGAGUGGGUUGGGGUAUGGGU
Aplosporella prunicola CBS 121167 is the source of this 2160-nucleotide messenger RNA. RefSeq lists its product as uncharacterized. Lineage: Eukaryota; Fungi; Ascomycota; Dothideomycetes; Botryosphaeriales; Aplosporellaceae. The transcript is spliced from 2 exons. The record is from RefSeq and is a predicted model, not a curated record. The coding region runs from base 312 to 2075 and encodes 587 amino acids.